Rubroshorea leprosula is the source of this 2845-nucleotide messenger RNA. NCBI's taxonomy places the organism in Eukaryota, Viridiplantae, Streptophyta, Magnoliopsida, Malvales, Dipterocarpaceae. The record is from the annotation of a GenBank genome assembly.
GAAUCUUGGAGAUUUUUGAAUCAAUCAAGUCUGACCAGAUCUCUGUGGAGAUACGUUUGCUCUUCCAUAUCUCUUUACCUUCCUCGCCAUAAAUGCUGGCGCAGCGUUUGAGGAACGUGACAGCCAGAGGCGGCGCACAUUAUGCAAAAGACGCGAGUUUCUCUGCAGCACAACAUUUGGGUUUUGAAGAACAGAGCAUAAGGUCAUCACUUCGUACAACGUCUGCUAUCAUUCAAAAGGUAAAAAUGGAUUUCUUUAGAGAAUUGAGAGAGCUACGGGGUAACCAUGGUAGGGAGGAAGAAGAGGGGGUGAUUGCCGCGGAGCCUAUCGCGAUGAUAGUACCACCGAAGCUGCAGGAUUUUCCGGAGACGAUAACGUCAGAGAGCAACGCCAGUUCAAGCGCCGGAGAUAAUGGCGACGGCCACCACGCCUCACCGUCCAUUAGCUCGUCUUCUGGGAGUCCGUCAAAUCCUAAGGAAGAGCCGGAGAGCGUAGGUGGUAACGAACUGGAUCUGCCCGCGGCUGGGGAAUGGGAGGAUAGGGUACUCCAGGGCAGAUUGAGUAACAUACGCAAAGCUCCAAAGGAUCUGACAGCCGGGUUUAGAUUCAGGGCGGCGCUUCAUCACAAAGUAGCGGACAGCGCGCCCUCAAUAAGUGGGUACAAGAGGCUGGAGGAGAUGAUAAGGGAGUACCACAUCCCCCGAACUAUAUUGGUGCGAACUGGCGGGCAGAACAAGAGGGCUUGCUUGGUAUCGCAGACGGGCUGGAUACCGUGUAUGCAGAUCAUUUUGACGCCGGUUUGCGAUUUCCCCUGCCUGGGCUGGCUGUGUCCAAACUCAAGAGGAGCGAAGUGGUACUACCUCUCUGGGAAGGAUAAGAGCCAGCUCUUCAAAAACGUGAGGAAUAAAGUGGCGCGGUGGAAAAGGCAGUUCAUUUUCAUUCACAACACGCGAACAAAGAGGGUAAGCAAUGACCUCGCUGCCCGGCUGUCGGAAUGGCGCACACCAAAUGCGCAUGUGAAUUAUCCCCAACUGCUGCCACGGGACACGGAUCUCAAGAACCGACUGUUAGAGCAUGCGAGACAUGAAAACUUAGUAGAUCUCGAGGCCUUGGUUACCCCGGAGCUGCUCGCUGUGUUCGGGUUUGUCGACGUGGCAAAUCUGUUCACAGAAGGUAUAUUUUUCUCAUAUGGUAGGAAUUGUAGCCGGGCUGAGUCUUAUGCGUUUUUCUGUGCAGGAGAGAUGAGCAACAUCUUGGAACGCCAACAACAACGAGCCCAAGGCUCACGAGGUCGCGCAUCGGGCAGCGCGCAACCCAGGCAGACACAUUUUAACGAGUGGCCACCCCCGACGCCUCAAUCACGCGGCUCGUCACACCAGGGAUCCAGCUCGUCGUCAAGGCCACGAGCAGAUCACAGAGCUGAGGCUGCGGUCCUGGGUGCACGCAGACGUGCACGCGAGGAGACAGAGAGCGAGGAGGAUGAGGUCCCCCUUGCUCGGCGCAGAACAAGCGGGGGGACUCAGCCCGCACAUGCGGCCCGUCCUGUAACUGUGCGUUCACCGAACGCACCGUCAAUGACUGUGCGGGCAGCAGUGGAGCCCGCCUCUGCAUCGGCCUCAAUGUUCAGCCCCAGGAUUGCUUAUCCUGAGGGCUUCAGCUAUGUGCGGGCAGAGUGUCAGCCUGCUAUGGUGCAAGGCAUGCACAACUUUGUGCCCCCCGCAGAUAGUAAGCGGGCCAAAACCUUUGUGCAACAGCAUGGCGGCCAGGUCUCCAUGAUAAAACUGAUGGACGCGUUCAGCUACGCAGUAGCGCUGUACGAGAGCGAGCAGGCGGCUCGUACAGAGAACACCGAGCUCGGUUCAAAGUGCAAACAGCUGGCCGCGGAGAAGGCUAGCCUUGUGGACGAUGUAAAUCAUCUACAAGGCUCUGAAAUGGCGAACCGAGCUGCGGCUGCAGAGAGCCGGGCGGACGAGCUUGCCAAUAGGAUCAAUGAGCUCAAGGAGGAGCUAGAACGAGCCCGUGCCGAGAGAGAAAGCGGGAUUCAAGCGGCAAAGGAUGAGGCCGCUCGGGUUGAAGAGCGGGCUAAGAGGGCUGAGGACGAGAGGGACCGUGCUCAGACCGAGCUGAGUUCCCUGCGGUUCCAGGUCGCUGAGGCUGACAAGAACCUCAACGCUACCGAAGAGGCGCUGAACGCAUUGAAGGCAUCUCAUGCGUGCUUCGUCGGUAUUGCCCGAGCUCAAGGGGCAGAAUGGCUGGUCGGCUCGUCAACAUUCCAAGACGCAGUGGCGGUGGCGUCUGCCAACAUGACCACAGAGAUCUACAAUGAGAUUCGUGGGAAGGUGCUGCACCACCGCCCAGAUUUUCCAAUCCGUGAGCUGGUCUUCUUUGACGAGGAGGAGCUUGACGAGCAGGGUAAGAGCCUUGCUCCCCUCGCUGAUACAACUGUGAGGCUGAGAUGGGAUGGUGCUCCUGUAGCUGAGCAGGAGCCCUCAAGCACCCCGCCCAACUCUCAGCCCGCUGUGGUGCCAGCCAGCUCACCCGUCAGCGCGCCAGCCCUUGAGCCCGCAGCCCGGUCUCCUCCAGCUCACUCUUUCGCAGCUGCUGCUGACACAUCCAUGCCCGUCGAUCUGACGGAUGACUAGAUUUAUGGUUUUUUCUUUCAAUUUUUUUGUACUUCGCUUUUGCAUUUUUGUAUUUGAUCAAUGAAUUCAUAUCAUGUGUACCUUCAAUGUAAAUAUCUUUGAUGAAAUACAAAAAUGAGUUUUCGUUUGAAUUUUGUUGUAUUUUUGGUGUAUCAUUGUUUACAACUGUCGAAUAACAAUUGGAAUAAAAGAAUAGUAUACAG